AUUUCAUUACAAAUCCAUGUGUGUUUAAAAAAUUGGCUUAUCACUACAGUUUGUGGUGUGAUCUGUUAAUGGAAUUUUUUUCUCUUUAACAAGGUGGAAGCAUACAGAAGAGACCCCGUCUGGACAUUGAAAGACCUGCUCCCCUGGAUAGUAACAACUACAAGUUCCACACUGUACUGGGACAAGGAGGCUUUGGCCAGGUGAUGUUGGCUUCUUUUAGACCAAAUAAACAACUGGUGGCAAUUAAGAUCUUGAAGAAACAGAAGAACGACUGCUAUUCCAUCGCUAAAGAAGCUCGUGUAUUGAAGAUCAGCAGAGAAUGUGCAUUUUUAUGCCAUUCUUAUGCAACUUUUCAGUCAGAGCUUGAAGCCUUCUUUGUCCUGGAGUAUGCCAGUGGGAAAUCUUUAUGGCAAAUGAUUAUGCGUGAAGGAGGUCUGCCAAUGUCGACAAUCAUGUUCUACACAGCAGAGAUGGUGGUUGCCCUCCAGUUCCUGCAUUCUAAGGGAAUCAUUCAUCGUGAUCUGAAGCCGGACAACAUAUUAGUGGAUAAAGACGGCCACAUAAAGAUCUGCGACUUUGGCAUUGCAGAAGAGAACAUCUUUGGCCAGAGGAAAACCUACGGCUUAGCAGGAACCCCUGGAUAUCGGGCACCAGAGAUUCUAUUAAAGGAAGACUACAAUACAGCCGUGGAUUGGUGGUCUUUCGGGGUGACAAUGUAUGAAAUGGCCACAGAUGAAUUGCCAUAUUCAACAUCAGGCAGCAUUUUAAGGCAGCGCUAUAUGAUUUUGAACAAAACACCAAAAUAUCCAUGUUAUAUGAGCGAGGAAAUGCUGGACCUCCUGCCUAAGCUUUUGGAGAUUGAUAACACCAAACGAAUUGGACAGAAUGGGAACAUCAGGGAGCAUCCUUUCUACAGCACUAUCAACUGGGAUGAUCUGGAAAAUCGAAGACUGAAGACACCUUUUCAGCCAGAAAUGCCAUCUGCGGACGACUUAGAUGAAUAUCCGCUAACAUUCUCCCCUCAUAGUUGCAAUGGAAAGAAUUUGAAAGAUUUCUCGGAAGUUGAUCCCAACUGGAAUUGGCAGGAGUAAGGCAUUACCUCUGUUCUAACAUGGGAUACCAUCAUUAGUUGCUGCCUGUAACAACCUGUGGCCUUUAACAUCUGUGGCAAGCUGCACCCCUAAACAACCAAUCCACCUGUUGUACCAAACCUAAACCAUCUCCUGUGAAUGUCACCUGGUUCUACCAUCAAAGCCAGCACCAGACGGGAUCUCUGACUGUAGCUUCUAAAGGAUGGAAAAUAGGAAGGUAAUAUGGUAAGGUUACAUCUUGAAUGAAAAUUGCUAAAUAAAAACAGGUUAACCCCACCUCCCCCAAACAUCUGCCUCCCUCCUAUUCCCUUACCUGUGAUUAACCCCUAUCCUAAGUGGCCCACUCCAGUGGCAUAACUAUAAAGGAAGCAGACCCCAUGGCUGCGGGGGGCCCGGAUCUACUUCCUUUAUACUGUCUCCCUCCUACUCCCUUAUCCCUGAUUUGCCUCUUUUUUAAUCACUAAACCACACCCCAAACUUCAGUCUCUCUCUUAUUCUCUUACCCAUGAUUGACCCCCUUCCUAAGUGGGUCACACCAACAGCAUAACUAUAAAGGAAGCAGACCCUCUGGCCGCGGGGGGCCCGGAUCUACUUCCUUUAUACUGUCUCCCUCCUACUCCCUUAUCCCUGAUUUGCCUCUUUUUUAAUCACUAAACCACACCCCAAACUUUAGUCUCUCUCUUAUUCUCUUACCCAUGAUUGACCGCUUUCCUAAG
Molecule: messenger RNA, 1807 nt
Organism: Xenopus laevis (African clawed frog)
Lineage: Eukaryota; Metazoa; Chordata; Amphibia; Anura; Pipidae
Product: protein kinase C delta type-like
Exons: 7
Coding region: 204-1091 (295 amino acids)
Source: RefSeq, a predicted model, not a curated record